UAUACAAACAAAACCCCAAGAGUCAAAUAAAAACAUAGAAAUCCUCGCAGAAGAAAAAACCUUUUUUCUCCAUUAGCCAAAAAGGAAGAACAAAACAUGAGCAACGAAUACGAUUACUUGUUCAAGCUGUUAUUAAUCGGCGAUUCUUCUGUCGGCAAAUCGUGUCUUCUUCUCAGAUUCGCCGAUGAUUCGUAUGUGGACAGUUACAUUAGCACCAUCGGUGUUGAUUUCAAAAUUAGAACGGUGGAGCUGGAUGGAAAGACAAUCAAGCUGCAAAUUUGGGAUACUGCAGGCCAGGAGCGGUUCCGCACUAUAACAAGUAGUUACUAUCGGGGAGCACAUGGGAUUAUUAUUGUUUAUGAUGUAACGGAAAUGGAGAGCUUCAACAAUGUCAAGCAAUGGUUGAAUGAAAUUGACAGAUACGCAAAUGAGAGUGUUUGCAAGCUUCUGGUGGGAAACAAAUGUGAUUUGGUAGAAAACAAGGUUGUGGACACACAGACGGGAAAGGCUUUGGCAGAUGAGCUAGGUAUCCCUUUCCUUGAGACGAGUGCAAAAGACUCCAUUAACGUGGAGCAGGCUUUCUUAACGAUGGCGGGAGAGAUCAAGAAAAAAAUGGGUAAUCAACCAGCUGGAGCCAAGAAGACAGGUAGUACUGUUCAAAUCAAAGGACAACCAAUUGAGCAGAAGAGCAACUGCUGUGGCUAACUGCUGACGCUGUGCUUCUGUAUCCCUCUGUUCCAAUAGCAAAAUGUCGAACAGCUUGUAACUAAACAUAAGUUUACUAGAACUAGAAUAUCCUGUGAAUCUUCCGUUAGUUGAAAUGUAUUUCCAACUUUGCUCAUGGUGUUAUGUGAACAUUGCCUGCCUGGAAUGAUAAGUAGUCGCUGAGAGGCAAAUCUGAUAUGAGUUUAACUUCGGUGUGAUUGUAGCUGACAAUUGUAGCUGUUUGACACAAAAUAGAGUGACUAAGAUUUACACUGUU
Molecule: messenger RNA, 982 nt
Organism: Nicotiana tabacum (common tobacco)
Lineage: Eukaryota; Viridiplantae; Streptophyta; Magnoliopsida; Solanales; Solanaceae
Product: ras-related protein RABD1
Molecular function (GO): GTP binding; GTPase activity
Source: RefSeq, a predicted model, not a curated record